Messenger RNA from Drosophila arizonae, 1298 nucleotides. RefSeq lists its product as uncharacterized. Gene Ontology annotation, biological process: single strand break repair. Gene Ontology annotation, molecular function: single-stranded DNA binding; DNA 5'-adenosine monophosphate hydrolase activity; double-stranded RNA binding. Gene Ontology annotation, cellular component: nucleus. The record is from RefSeq and is a predicted model, not a curated record. NCBI's taxonomy places the organism in Eukaryota, Metazoa, Arthropoda, Insecta, Diptera, Drosophilidae.
AAGAAAACAUAUGAUUCGAAAUGAGUAAUCGCACGGAAUUUGCAAGAAAGCUUUUUACACAAAGGGCGAAAACUGAGAAACCUCUAAUCGAAACUGAUCUAGCGGUUGUAAUCAAAGAUGCUUAUCCCAAGGCUCAAUGUCAUUUUAUAGUUGUCUCCAAGGAGGAUAUACCGAAUGUGACUGCGCUGACACGAGACAGCCUGCCGCUCUUGGAUCAUAUGAAGGAACUGGCAAAUCAAAUCAUUGAACAGCAUCAAUAUGUGCCGUCCAGCAACUUUUUGAUUGGCUUCAAAAUUGAUGCAUUUAUGAACGGCUUGAAUAUGCAUAUCAUAUCGAAUGAUUUCUAUUCGGAGUGCAUGCGUCGAGUAAGCCAUUGGAACAGUUUCAAUACAGAAUUGUUCUUAACGUAUCAGGCAGUUUAUGCUCUUAUUCGUAUUCAGGGCAGCAUAGAACCCAUGCCAGCUGAAAAAGCAGACGAAUUGCGUAAAGCACUGCCCCUGCGCUGUAAUCAGUGCGAUUUCGAAACAAAUCUUUUGCUUGGAUUGAAAGGACACCUGUUUAAGCAUUGGAAAAAUCGAGAAGAUAAGCUCCAAAUAAAGCUGCAAGUGGAAAAGAUAACUCGCAUGCUAGACGAUGCAAAAUUGACAACUCCACCCAAGAUAGCUCUAGACAAAGCACCCGUAUCAUCAAAUCAGUCAAAGUCAAAUCAAGCAGUGGAGUCAAACAAUCAUGAUCCAACCUUGCCAACCAAUCCCUUCAAAUGCGAAAAGCCUGCAAUAAAUCGAAACCCAUCGAGCUGGCGCCAAAAUAUGAGCAACCAAGUGGCGGAGAUAAAUAAAGGUCAACAUGCCAACCACUUUGAUAAAAAUGUUCAGAAGUCGCCUUAUAGUCAGUCAAAAUUUCGACAAUUCAAUCAAGGGGCCUUCACUGGGCAACACGGACCUCGGGCCAACAAUGGGCCCAACGGACCUCGGGCCAACAAUGGGCCCAACGGACCUCGUGCCUUCAAUGGGCCACACGAACCUCGGGCCUUCAAUGGGCCACACGGACCUCGGGCCAAUAAUGGGCCCAACGGACCUCGGGCCCUCAAUGGGUCCAAUGUGCAGGGUCCUGGAUUGAAUAAUAUUGGAGCAAAUCACCCUCUCGGUAAUGUGAAUAUAAAUAUGAAUCCACUGUCUAAUGCAAAACAAUCAUCUGCUCCCAAUGCUCAGAAUCAAAAUCAGGGAAAAUACGCGCAGAAAAGCCAAUUUAAAAAACAAUAUGACACCAAACAAACUGAAAACUCUCAGAAGUCCUGA